Messenger RNA from Gopherus evgoodei (Goodes thornscrub tortoise), 2742 nucleotides. It is a transcript of the gene SYT10, whose product is annotated as synaptotagmin 10. Gene Ontology annotation, biological process: regulation of dopamine secretion; cellular response to calcium ion; calcium-ion regulated exocytosis. Gene Ontology annotation, molecular function: calcium ion binding; clathrin binding; syntaxin binding. The transcript has 7 exons. The coding region runs from base 188 to 1759 and encodes 523 amino acids. The record is from RefSeq and is a predicted model, not a curated record. Gene Ontology annotation, cellular component: membrane. Lineage: Eukaryota; Metazoa; Chordata; Testudines; Testudinidae.
CCUUGGUUCACUUGCAACGUGUCAAUUGCACCGGUUCUCUCUCUGCUCUUCCUCUCUCCUUUCCUUUCUUUUUUCCCUUCCGGGGAUGGUGACUUGGUAGCUUUUUAGUGCCAUCCAGAAAACCCUUCCCAGGCAAGCAAUGGCUUAGAGGAGAGGAAAGAGGCGGGAGAAGAAGAAGGAGGAGAAGAUGAGUUUCCACAAGGAGGAUGGUGUGGGGAGCCUGUGUCACAAGGCGCUGCAGAUCAUCUCAGAGCUGUGCCUGGGGGGCCAGGUGGAGCGGGAGAAAUGUUCAGGCAUCUUCUUCCCCCUGGAGACCACCAAGCAAGGUAUAGGCAGCACAGACAUCUCAGUCAGUCUGCUAGCAGUAGUCGUCAGCUUCUGUGGGCUUGCCUUGCUGGUAGUCUCGCUAUUUGUCUUUUGGAAGUUGUGUUGGCCAUGCUGGAGAAGCAAACCUCUUAUUUCUAAUACCAGUAAUAUCCCUCAAAGCACCUGUAGUGCUCCUGCUGAGGUUUUCGAAACCAACGAGAAAAAGGAAAUUAAAGAAAAUGGGAAACCUUCCGUGAAGGUACUUGAGGCUGCAAUGAAAAUUAGCCACACUUCACCUGAUAUUCCAGCCGAAGUCCAGAAUGCAUUGAAAGAACAUCUAAUUAAACAUGCACGCAUGCAGAGACAGAUCACUGAGCCUGCAUCCUCCUCAAGGCAUAAUUCUUUCAGGAGGCACUUGCCAAGGCAGAUGCAAGUGUCCAGUGUUGAUUUUAACAUGGGGACAGAUCCAAUUUUACAACGGGGUGAGACAACAACCAGCAUUGGGCGAAUAAAACCAGAACUCUAUAAACAGAAGUCUGUUGAUUCGGAAGACAAGCAAGAAGAUGUGAAAAUCUGUGGGAAACUUAACUUUACUCUCCGGUAUGAUUAUGAAAAUGAACUCCUUGUUGUUACCAUUGUCAAAGCCUUAGAUCUACCUGCUAAAGACUUCACAGGAACCUCAGAUCCGUACGUUAAGAUUUACCUUCUCCCAGACAGGAAAAAGAAGUUUCAGACACGGGUUCACAGAAAGACUUUAAAUCCUGUCUUUGAUGAAACCUUUCAGUUUCCUGUAGCCUAUGAUCAGCUCAGCAACAGGAAACUGCAUUUCAGUGUAUAUGAUUUUGACAGAUUUUCUAGACAUGACAUGAUUGGGGAAGUUAUUCUUGAUAACUUUUUUGAAGUCUCUGAUCUCUCCAGGGAAGCCACUGUGUGGAAAGACAUCCACUGUGCCACCACAGAAAGCAUAGAUUUGGGUGAAAUCAUGUUUUCCCUUUGCUAUUUACCUACUGCCGGACGAAUGACGUUAACAGUAAUCAAAUGUAGAAACCUCAAAGCCAUGGACGUAACUGGCGCUUCAGAUCCUUAUGUCAAAGUCUCAUUGAUGUGUGAGGGUCGAAGGCUGAAAAAGCGGAAAACAACUACAAAGAAAAACACACUUAACCCAGUUUAUAAUGAGGCCAUCAUCUUCGAUAUCCCCCCAGAGAAUGUGGACCAGGUCAGCCUCUCCAUUGCUGUGAUGGACUACGAUCGAGUAGGACACAAUGAGGUGAUCGGGGUGUGUAGGACAGGACUCGAUGCUGAAGGACUUGGAAGAGAUCACUGGAAUGAAAUGCUGGCUUACCCCCGUAAACCUAUUACUCAUUGGCAUCCACUGGUAGAGUUACCUGGCCAGGCAACCAGUUUUGAUAGCCAGGGGUCUUGUUCAUCACCAAAACCACCACCUACACCCUAGGGCACAAGAAUGGAUUCAUCACAUCCAGUGUCCAAGCUCCAUGUCCAUCACACCUACAUUAACAGAAGGUUUGGCUUCCUCAGAUGAACUGUAUCCAUAUUUUUGUAUUAAAAUAGAUUUUCUUCUUGUUCUAAGUAUUUUACAGUUUAUAAUAAUUUCUUAAGAAUGAAUUUCACUUGAGCCAAAAUAUUCCUUCCUUAUGCAAAGAUAUUCAUUUUUCUCUCUCUCAUAAAGUAUUGUUUUGAUACAACCUAUUUCUUUGCAGAUGGAAGGAAAUAAAAAAACAAUACAUGUAUACUAGCACUUGAAAACAAAUAGAGCUUAUGAUACUAUUCCUUUCAAGGUAGCAAAAUUGUCAUAUACAGCACUUACUUUGUAACUUGCCUCUAAAUUAUAAAUUUUGCACUAAAUCGUAUAUGACCAUUAAAGAAAACCUUGAAAGCUUUUGAUGUACUAGAAAAAGAUAAUUCUAACAACAUAAUGUCCAGUUUCUCUAUGAUUGUCUUGAAUGUUACUGUAGGCCUGCACCAGAGCCCACUGAAGUCAAUGGAAAGGAUCCUAUUGAAUUCAUUUGGUUUUAGUUCAGGUCCUAAGGACCAUAUCCUGCAAAUGAAUGCAUGUAGUUGAACCUUUACAACAAUCCUAUUGACAUUGUGGAGACAACUAUGCAGUAUUUUAUAUCCAAGCAAUUUUGACUGAAUGCCUUGUUCGCAUGGGAUUGGUUCUGUUCUAGUCUUGCGAAUUCAGUAGGACUGGACCAGUGUUUUUCUCAGAAUCAGGCUUCCAGUGAAAAAACUUGUGAUUGUGGAUUUGAAAUUUGCCUUCUGUCAAUAUAGUGAGGUAAAAACUUAAGUGUUACUAGUUCAUAGAACAUUCCUGCUCAUAAACUCAAGAAUAUUCAAGGAAAGAAAAUACAAAAUGAGCAUCAGUUAAAGCUAGUUGGUUAAAAAAAUGAAUAAAUACAGUAACUCCUCAUUUAACAU